GAAGACCCGGAAGACUGAACCUUAAUAUCACACUGUGUUUCCAUCAUGAGCGAACCAUCAACUGAGCCCCAACCAGAGGACGAAACAGGAGACAUGUCAGAUUUCAGCGAUACGGACGCACUGUUAGCAGAUGCCUCAAAGUAUGGGACGGCCCUUUCGAUAAGCUUGUGUACGCUGGCCAUUGUAACGUUCGUACUCAUUCGAAGGUACCAACCAAAGCUGGCAAAUCGUGUGUCCCUUCGUUUAGCGAUGGCGGGGACAAUUUGUGACAUUCUAUACGCCAUCAGCGUUCUGCUGUCUGCCUUACCUACUGGUCCAUCCGCCCUGUGCACUAGUUCCAUGUACCUGCAAAUCGUCUUUCUCCUUCUGUCCCUUUUCAUUACAGCCGCAAUUGGUUUGAAUGUUUUUCUGAUAUUUAUCCUUCACAUCCGAUCUGUCAAGUAUCUGGAACGCUUGUAUUACGGUGCUGGAGCUGUACUCGCCAUUAUCAUACCGCUGCCUGCCCUUCUUACGGGUCGCUUGGGGUGGGACGGGACUGAGUGUUGGUACGCUAACGAUCAAAGCGAGGAAGACGUUCGAAUUACCUUCUACUGGCAAUGUGCCACAUACUACUCAUGGGUUAUCCUCGCUGUUGGAUUUUGUGCUCUUUGCACCAUCCUAUUCUGGAUAACCACCCGCAAACCACCAAACGAUGCGAUUCCACAGUCCGAGAUUGACCAACGCGAGAGUGGAACGUUCCGUGAGACAGAGCGCCUUUUGCGCAUGGCCGUAAAUCGUAUCAAAUGGUACUGCGCAGUACCUCUUAUAGCCCAGAUUUUCUCUUUGGCUGCGGAUAUCCAAUACUACAUUUACGACUCAACACCGCUAGGGCUUUGGUGGAUGGCUAAUUUCAUGUCUGGUUUUCAUGGUGCCUUGAACACUAUUGUAUUCUUCGGCUUUGAUCCAUCCGUCAGGCACGCUGGGGAUAAACUACGGGCUUACCUUGUCUAUCAUUAUUACCUCCGGUUGCACACAGUCGAUACUUUCCGCUCAACAUCAGUGCACUCUGUGCAAUCCCGUAGCCCACUUACCGAAGUUCCAUCCGUCGCUCUCUCGAGCGAGGCUUCAACACCGCGCCUAGAUAAAGGGUCUAUGUGGUCCUCGCAACGUCUCAACCGACCCGCCGCAAGCGCUGCAAGUUCUCCAGUGGACGAAUUGCCUUUAAAAGACAGCACCGAACUCAAGCUACGUUCCCAACCUUCCAAUAAACUAGCUUUCCAUUUUGUGCGCAUCUUCCUCUUAAAGGACGCAGACAAAGCCAAAUUUAUCAAGCAGAAACGCAACCAGAUGCAGAAGCGCGAAGGUGCGGUUAUAUCAAGAGCCAACACCGUCCAGAAGUUGGAUCAUUACGGAUCGGAAGCUCCAUCUGAUUCUGGUACGGGGGUAGUUAAGGCGAUGAUGGAUUCCAUUAAUGCAGCUCACGAAAGACAACCGGAGGCUAUAGAACUUCUCUAGCAAUAUUUUUCACCGAUGUAUACCCGGCUUUCGUUCCCGUUCUGAUUUGUUGGUUUAUCAUAUUUCUAAGACUAGUUUGUGUAAUGUUGUUGGAGCUUUUUUUGCGAUAUCUCGUUUUCAUGAUAUAAUUUAGUUUUUCAAUCACUUCUGA
This is a messenger RNA of Spizellomyces punctatus DAOM BR117, 1645 nucleotides long. RefSeq lists its product as uncharacterized. Gene Ontology annotation, biological process: adenylate cyclase-activating G protein-coupled receptor signaling pathway. Gene Ontology annotation, cellular component: plasma membrane. Lineage: Eukaryota; Fungi; Chytridiomycota; Chytridiomycetes; Spizellomycetales; Spizellomycetaceae. The record is from RefSeq and is a predicted model, not a curated record. The transcript has 5 exons. Gene Ontology annotation, molecular function: G protein-coupled receptor activity. The coding region runs from base 46 to 1494 and encodes 482 amino acids.